CAUACCGUCGCAUGCGCGUAGCUCGCACACGCUGCAGCAGAAUGCAUAGUUUGUUGCUUUCAUUCUCUCUACUUCUGGCGACGGUAGCUCAGGGCGGCGGCUCGCCUGCUCAGAGCGCCGCGCUGGACCACCUGCUGCAGCCGGCAGCGUCCUCCACGUGCACGCAGUCGGGGCAGAUCGUCUGCAACCGGGCCUGCGACCAGCUGGCCAUGUGCCAGCCGAACGACCAGGGAGGUUUCGAGGAGGUCACGCUGGAGAGGUGCUCCGCGGGCACCCGGUGCAGCGCCGAGCUACACAGGUGCGCGGACCGCCCCACGGCUUGCGGCGCCAGCACGGAGGGCGGUAUUGCCUGCCACGGCGCCGGCCGCUUCCCGGACCCGCUGAGCUGCAGCGUCUACCACGACUGCUCCGAGGAGGGCGCCGUCUCCACGCCGGGAGAGUGCGACACCGGCUACGCCUACAACGCUCUCACGGGCGACUGCAGCUAUCGGACGACGGACUCGGUCUGCACGGACGGUCCCACGCCACCCUGCAUCCGUGAGGGCCAGUCUGGAGCCGUGGCCACCAAUCCCAACAUCUACUACGUCUGCACAAACAACGAUGACAUACUGGUCCCAGAUGUCUACAAGUGCGGGAACGGACUGGUGUACGACCCCGGAACGAAUAGCUGCGUCGACUCCACAUCUACUACCACGCCAGUCACGAGGACCUAGACAACGACCACGACACGACCGCAGCCCCGGCAGCGCAGUGACGCUCCAACACCACGUCAUAAGGUUGCUGGAGUUCACGUACUACCGCGGGGUCAGCCACAACUACACGUGGCUGCACGUCGCUUGCGCCUUCGCCUUCCAC
Messenger RNA from Schistocerca americana (American grasshopper), 855 nucleotides. RefSeq lists its product as uncharacterized. NCBI's taxonomy places the organism in Eukaryota, Metazoa, Arthropoda, Insecta, Orthoptera, Acrididae. Bases 12 to 713 code for a protein of 233 amino acids. The transcript has 5 exons. Gene Ontology annotation, molecular function: chitin binding. The record is from RefSeq and is a predicted model, not a curated record. Gene Ontology annotation, cellular component: extracellular region.